AUGAUUGCCAGCACCUGGGACGAGGAGUAUGACACCAUCAGUGUUGGAUCUGGCAUCGGCGGCCUUUCCACUGCUAUCACUGCCGCCGAACGCGGGGCUAAAGCACUGGUGAUUGAGAAGUUCGAACUGCUGGGGGGCGUGUCCGCGCUGUCGUCCGGCCAGCUCUGGCCAGGCCCCAAUCACCUGGCCAAGGCGGCAGGCAUCGAGGACAGUGUCGACAAGGCCAAAGACUACAUCGACCACUUGGGCCAGGGUCAUGCCAGUCCUGAGAUCCGCGACCAGUACUUCGCGCGGGCGCAAGAAUGCAUCAAGUACUACGACGAGACCAUCGGGAUCCCGUUGACGGUGAUCAAAGGCCUGCCCGACUACUACUACCCCGAGGUGCCGGGGUCGGCCCCCGAGGGCCGCUAUCUCGAAGUGCAGCCCUUCCCGGCGGCCAAGCUGGGCGAGUAUCAAAAGAAGGUGCUCGUGUCUCCCUACGGCGCGUACUACAGUUACACCACGUCGACCGAGUGGGUGGAGAUGCAGGCGGGCGGUCCCAGCCUGGGGGCGUGUAUCCAAGGCCACCUGGCCAAGGACGAACGCUGCGCGGGCGCCGGCAUGGCGGCGGCACAGGUGUAUGAGGCGCUGAAGCGCGGCGUGGACUUUCGUACCUCGACGGAGGUGGUCGAGCUCGUCACAGAGGAUUCGCGCGUCGUCGGCGUGGUGGCGCGGGAUUCCCAGGGGACGCGGCGCAUUCGAGCCCGUCUGGGCGUGAUCCUGGCCACGGGUGGCUACGACUGGAAUCGCCGGUUCGUCGGCAGCUUCGACGCGCUGCCCGUGGCCGGGUCGAUGGCGCUGCCCACGGUGACGGGCGACCACAUUGUGCUGUCGUCCAAGCUGGGCGUCAUCCCCUUGCCGUCGCGCGCGCCCGGCCAGUCCCCGAUCUUCGUGGGCUACAAGGUGCCGACCGAGAAGAUCUAUGGCAUCGGGCCGGCCUAUCGCCUGCUGGUGCCUGGCCAGCCGCAUUCCAUCAUCGUCAACGCCACUGGCAGCCGCUUCUCCAACGACUCGUUCUACCCGGACGUCGUGGCCAAGGUGUCGCGCUUCGACGGCCAAGAGGACGGCAUGGUGAACUGGCCGGCCUGGAUCGUGUUCGAUCAACGCAUGCUUAACCGCAAAGGCAUGCUCCCUGCCCCGCCGGGCCAGCCUCUACCGGAAGGCAUGGCGAUCAAGGCCGACUCGCUCGCCGCGCUGGCGGAGCAGGCCGGCAUCGACCCCAAGGGCCUCGCCGCCACCAUCGAGCGCUACAACGCUAUGUGCGACGAAGGCGUUGACCACGACUUCAAACGCGGCACUAACCCAUGGGGUGCCCUUAUGGCCGGGGACCCCAAGUUGAAGAACCCCAAUAUGGCCCCGGUCUCCGAGGGCCCCUUCUACGCCGUCAAACUCGAGCGCGUCACCAUGGGAGUGCCGACCGCCGGCCUGCCCAUCGACGGUGACGGACGCGUCGAAACCGCCGGCGGCUCUGUCGUGCCUGGACUCUACGCUGCCGGCAAUUCGGCUGCAUGGGCAGACUGGGGAGGUGGUUUCAACAGUGGUAUUGCGGGUAUGCGAGGCUUGCUGUAUGGCUACCGUGCCGCACUACAUAUGACUGCCAAAUAG
Molecule: messenger RNA, 1644 nt
Organism: Capronia epimyces CBS 606.96
Lineage: Eukaryota; Fungi; Ascomycota; Eurotiomycetes; Chaetothyriales; Herpotrichiellaceae
Exons: 1
Coding region: 1-1644 (547 amino acids)
Source: RefSeq, a predicted model, not a curated record